AUGAAAGUGUGGGUCCUCACAGGAGACAAAAUGGAGACUGCUGCUGCCACCUGUUACGCCUGCAAACUGUUCAGAAGAACCACGCAGCUGCUGGAGCUCACAACAAAGAAGAUAGAGGAACAAAGUUUACAUGAUGUGCUGUUUGAGUUAAGCAAAACAGUCCUGAGGCACAGUGAGAGCUUACCGAGAGACAAUUUCUCAGGGUUUUCAGCCGAUUUCCAAGAUUACGGUUUAAUUAUUGAUGGAGCCGCACUUUCAUUAAUAAUGAAACCUAGAGAAGAUGGGAGCUCUACAAACUACAGAGAGGUUUUCCUCGAUAUCUGCAGGAACUGCAGUGCCGUUCUGUGUUGCCGGAUGGCCCCUUUGCAGAAAGCACAGAUCGUCAAACUAAUAAAGACAUGUAGAGAACAUCCAAUUACACUGGCCAUAGGAGAUGGUGCAAAUGAUGUCAGUAUGAUCCUUGAAGCACAUGUUGGCAUUGGUAUUAUUGGUAAAGAGGGAAGACAGGCAGCCAGGAACAGUGACUAUGCAAUACCUAAAUUUAAACAUUUAAAGAAGAUGCUUCUUGUUCAUGGUCAUUUUUAUUAUGUUAGAAUAGCAGAGCUGGUUCAGUACUUUUUU
This is a messenger RNA of Staurois parvus, 621 nucleotides long. Lineage: Eukaryota; Metazoa; Chordata; Amphibia; Anura; Ranidae. The record is from the annotation of a GenBank genome assembly.